GCUGACUUGAUCAUGUUUAUCUUGGAUGACUGGCUGCCGAAUAUCGUACGUUGAUAAAAGUUUAUGUUUUACGUGAAUGCCUUAAUAAAUUCCUGAAUGGUCAGUGUGCGGUUUAAUCGUAUGUCUGGUUUCCCUGUGAGAUUAACCUCAAUGCUGCCAGCAAUUACGAGUACAUAAGAUGGCUUUGCAUAAUACAAUUCUGAUGUUAGUAUCUGGUAUUCUGAUAGGAAUUUAUUUUCUGCCAGUUGAAAAAGAUGUAGUUCUAGAUGUAAAGUUAAAUGCCUCAUACGACUAUAUUGUUGUUGGUGCUGGUUCAUCUGGAGCAGUUAUAGCAAACAGACUUUCUGAAGAUCCAGAAAAAUCGGUGUUAUUGGUAGAAGCAGGAGGUUCCGAAUAUGGUAAUGAAGAUAUCAGUACACCUAUUAAAGCUGCAGCCGUAGAGAACACUAAAAAUGAUUGGUCGUUUUAUACUGUUUCACAGAAGUACUCACAUCAAAUGAAGCAAGACCAGAAAAGUUUCUGGCCCAGAGGUAAAGUCCUUGGAGGAUCUAGCAGUAUAAACUAUCUCACUUAUGUCAGAGGAAGUAGAUAUGACUACGACAACUGGGAAAAAGAGGGGUGUACAGGAUGGAGCUAUAAAGAUGUCUUACCAUACUUCUUAAAAAUUGAGGAUAUUCAGGCUCCUCAAUUUUAUGAUUCAGAUUAUCACUCGAGGGGAGGGUACUUAGGUGUAAGUGAAGUCAGAAAUACGCCACUUCCAGAAAUUUAUAAACAAGCUUCACAUGAAAUCGGUAUAGAACAUGUUGACCUGAAUGGAGAAAAUCAAAUAGGUUUUUCAUACAUGCAGUCGUCCAUGAAGAAUGGUGAACGUCAAAGUACAGCAAAAGCUUACUUAAGACCUGUUAUCAAUAGAUCUAACUUACACAUAAGUAUCAAUACAUUUGUAACAAAGGUAUUACUUGAGGGUAAAAAGGCUAUCGGUGUAGAAGUAAUUAAAGACAACAGAAAACUGAAUCUCUAUGCGACAAAAGAAGUUAUCUUAUCUGCCGGAGCCAUGAACAGUCCUGUUAUUUUAAUGUUAUCUGGAAUUGGUCCAAAGAAUCAUCUGACAAAGUUAAAGAUUACUGUUGUUGCCGAUUUACCAGUUGGUGAAAAUCUUCAGGAUCAUUAUCAACUUUUCGUGAAGUUUUUGAUAAACAAACCAUACAGUACUACGUCUGAUGCAACAGCCUCGUUGUGGAAUAAACUACAGUAUAAUGUAUUAGGAAAAGGAGUUAUGACCUCAACUGGUUUGGAAGGACAUAUUUUUGGUAGGAUGACAGACCGAAACAAGACAGAACCACUGUAUCCAGAUUAUCAGCUUGAGUUUUUCAGCAUUGCACAAGAUGAUCAAUAUAUGGAAUAUGGUAUACCAGUGAAUCAUAAUAAGUCUGUAAUAAAACUACUACAAACAAGAUCCAGUUCUAUGGAGUUUACAAUGCUUGCCAUUCAACAGCAUCCGAAAUGUACAGGUUACGUACGACUUCAGAGUACUGAUCCAUUCGAUUACCCCGAGAUUGACCCAAACUAUCUGUGCGAAUAUGAUGAUGUGAAGACUCUUCUUGCUGGUAUCAGAAUAAUGCGUAAAUUGGAAAAGACAAAAGCUUUUAAAGAAAUAGGUGCAACCUAUAAUAGAAUGGAUUUCAAGGGUAUCUGUGACACAGAAGAGUUUGACUCCGACGAAUACUGGGAAUGUAUCAUACGAUACUGGGGAAUGACAGGAUACCACCCUGCAUCAACAUGUCGCAUGGGGUCAAAGACAGACCCUACUUCCGUUGUCGAUCCACAACUUAGAGUAAAAGGCAUAACAGGAUUACGUGUGGCUGAUGCAUCUGUGAUGAGACAUUUAACAUCAGGGAAUACAAAUGCACCGUGUAUAAUGAUUGGCGAGAAAGCAGCAGAUCUCAUUAGGGGGAAAGAUACUGUCAAAGCUUUCAGGGAUAAGAUUAAACAUUUGGAAUUAUAAAGCAAACAGUUUUUUUUUAAAAGAGCAUUAUAAUAAUCUGUUGUAAAGUUAAAUUCAUUCUAAGGAGGUCAAACAUAAAUUUUGUAGAUUUAGUGUAUGGCAAAUGUAGACUUAACGUUUCUGAAGUAGUCGCAGUUGUAUAAAUCUAGCAUGUGGAUCUUGCUUUGUUCCAAUUGGAAUGUGUUAAAAUGUGUUAACUCUGCAUUUUAAAUGCCAAGAUAUAUAAUGAAAUAUCAGAAAUAUGUAUGCAAAGUAAUUAGUGUAUUUGCUGCUGACGAAUUUUCUUAUUUAUAUAUAUAUACGAUUA
Mytilus trossulus (common blue mussel) is the source of this 2312-nucleotide messenger RNA. Its product is annotated as glucose dehydrogenase [FAD, quinone]-like. The transcript is spliced from 13 exons. Gene Ontology annotation, molecular function: oxidoreductase activity, acting on CH-OH group of donors; flavin adenine dinucleotide binding. NCBI's taxonomy places the organism in Eukaryota, Metazoa, Mollusca, Bivalvia, Mytilida, Mytilidae. The record is from RefSeq and is a predicted model, not a curated record. The coding region runs from base 179 to 2005 and encodes 608 amino acids.